GCUCAAAAAGUCCAGCAUCCAAGGGGACAGCCAAACCUGGCCCAAGAAACCCCUGGACAACAUGAGUACAGUGCAACGCAAACAAAAGACCAACGGCUGCAAUCAGGGGCACACCCAAAACAAUGGCCACAGGGGGCAAACAGCUGCAUCUGUAAAAAGCAGGGACCUUUCUCAAGAUGACCUCCUCUUUCUACUCAGUAUGCUGGAGGGAGAAUUACAGGCACGGGAUGAGGUGAUAACAGUGCUGAAGGCAGAGAAGACAGACCUGGCAUUACUGGAAAGUCAGUAUGGCUUCGUCACCCCUCAAAAGGUCCUUCAGGCACUUCAGAGAGACACUAUACAGGGAAAAAGCUGUGGCCGAAAGGAAGACAUCUACGAGAAGCCUAUUGUCGAGCUGGACAAGCUUAUGGAGAAGCAAAGAGAGACGUACAGACAAAUGCUGGAACAGGUGCUGAUGGUAGAGCAGGCGCAUAAACAAUCUCUGUACAGGCUGGAGGACGAGAAGCGCAAUCACAGCGAAUACAUGAAGAAAAGUGAUGAGUUCACCAACCUGCUGGAACAGGAAAGGGAAAGAUUAAAGUUGGUCAUCGAUCAAGAAAAAGUCUACCAGGAACGAAAAGAGGAAGAGAAUAGCAAAAAGAUCACCAGUCUUAAAGAUGAACUGACGAAAUUGAAGUCGUUUGCCCUUCUGGUCAUUGAUGAACAGCAACGUGCCACGGAGCAGUUGGCCCAGCACACUGCAAAAGUUCAGGAGCUGCAAACUGCUGCCACUAAGGCCCAAGACGAAUUGAUCUCUGCCCGAAACAAGGCGCAAGAACUGGAAAGUAAAGUGUUCUCCCUGGAAGCUGAAUUGCUCGAUCAGGCCAGUCGGUUCAAGCAGGAACAGGACGCCAUGACUGCCAAACUGACCAAUGAGGACAGCCAGAAUCGACAGCUGCGUCAAAAGCUGUCUGUGCUUAGCCGCCAACUGGAUGAGCUCGAGGAGUCGAACAAGACCCUUCGAAGGGCAGAAGAGGAACUGCAGGAUCUGAGGGAGAAGAUUAGUCAUGGGGAAUGUGGCAACCCAAGCCUGGUGUCAGAGGUGGAAGAGUUGCGGAAAAGAGUGCUGGAAAUGGAGGGAAAAGAUGAGGAAUUGAUCAAGAUGGAGGACAUGUGCAGAGACCUCAACAGAAAGCUGGAGAAGGAAUCGAAUCAGAGUCGGAGCUUAAAAGCCGAGGUGGACAAGCUGAAUCAUAGAAUCAUGGAACUUGAAAAAUUGGAAGAUGCCUUCGGAAAGAGCAAGCAGGAGUGCAACUCUCUCAAGUGCAACCUAGAGAAAGAAAGGACGGUGACCAAACACAUGUCCAGUGAAUUAGACGGUUUGAGGGUUAGGAUCAAGGAGUUAGAGGCCGCUGAAGGUCAGUUGGAGAAGACUGAGUGGACACUGAAGGAAGAUCUCGCAAAACUCAAAACCUUAACAGUAAUGCUUGUUGAUGAAAGAAAAACCAUGGCGGAGAAACUGAAGCAGCUGGAAGACAAGGUACAAAACAGCACUGAUAAAUUGCACGCCGAGCAGGACAAAGUCACACUAGUGACGGAGAAGCUUAUUGGAGAAAGCAAGAAAUCCUUGAGGUCCAAGGCAGAGCUGGAAGAUAAAAUGUGCAUUGCCUUCAAGGAAAGAGAUGAGCUCAAGACCAAGCUGAAAGUCGAGCAAGACAAAAACAACGACCUUCAGUCCAAGGUCAACAUGAUGAAGAAAAGGCUUCAGUCACUGGAGGCUGUUGAAAUUGAAUUUUUGAGGAACAAAUCAAAGGAGGAGAACACGAAAGCAUCCGUACCGAACCAUUUCCAACUAGAAGACAACAAAGUAAAAUAUUUGACUCAGGAGGUAGAAAGGCUCAAGUCUAAGCUCAAGGAGAGGAAUGUGGUUGAAGACGGUCGAAUGAAAACGGAGGAUGUGUGUGAAUCUUUGGAAAAGAGGUAUUCAAACGAACAACAGCGAGCUAAAGCGCUCAUGGAAGAGCUGGAGCUCUCGCAAAAAGAGCUUUCUAAUUAUCAACUUGUUGAGAAAGAGAAUUCCAACCAACAUGCUCUGUACAUGCAUUUGAGAGAGGAAGAGGCCAAGUCUAGUGAACUGACCAAAGAAGUUGAAGCAUUGAAAGAAACAAUACACAAGUACAUGGGCACAGAGGAGACUAUUUGCCACAUGAAGACAGAGCACGCUACUCUGAGAAGAAAGCUUACCCAGCAGGAAAUCAGGAACAAGGAACUUGCCAGGGAGAUGGAGACCCUAACAAGAGAACUGGAGAGGUACCGUCGCUUUAGCAAAAGUCUUCGUCCUGGCAUGAACGGUAGACGCUUCUCAGACUUGCACGUCUCCACGAAGGAAGUCCAGACUGAACCAACGGACAGCUUCUCACCGAAUUAUAAAAAUCUUGCUCUUCUGGAACGAGCCGUGGUGAACGGAAAAUUGUACGAGGACAGCGAUAACGAGGAUGAACCCAGUUAUAACGAGAUUAACCUUAUGAAAUGCAGCCCCUCACUUUUAAACAAUAUCACCAAUCUGGACAACAAUACAAAGCAAACCCGAAGUCCUCUUUUGAAGACUAGGGAGAAUCAGCAGCCGAUCAAUGACAAAACGCAGGCUAGACAAAGCAGGUCUCAGAUUCAGCAAGGGGAUAAGUUUGUCACCCAUAGUCCGGGCCAACCUCUGCACAUAAAAGUGACUCCGGACCAUAACUAUAACACGGCUACUCUUGAAAUAACAAGUCCCACGGGCGAUAAAGGUCAAUCUUAUACCACUACAGCAGUUAUUCCGACCACUGGAGCGCCACCGAAACAACGAAUUACCAUCAUCCAGAAUUCACCAGUCUCACCUCACAAUCAUAUUAAAGGUUCUCCUUCCACAGAAAGUCCUUGCACACCUGACGGAUCAGCGUCGCCACUCGCAACUUACUCUCACAGAGGGACCCCUGAAUUCCGAAGUGUAAUGACCCCAGAAAGAGCCAUGUCACCCACAGAGACGGUCUCGAUCACGACAGAAAUCCCCGACAGAACGCAUCCAGGAGAGACAGUAGAAAUCACCGCAGGUCACACUGUCGUGUGUUUAACACCGCAGAAAUCGAACAGCUGGCAGCUGCAACGGUCCAACAGCACAGGCCCGAACGUCAUCACUACUGAAGACAACAAAAUCCACAUUCACUUCGGCCACCCAUACAUCCAAACCAUGAACCAGCCUGUAAGUCCUUGCAAAUCUCCCAGCCAAGAGCAGAAGUCUCCAGUAAUAAACAGUGCGCCAGUCAAGGGCAACAACAAGAUUGCAAGUAGCAUCAUGAUCAAGCCAACCUCCAGCCCAAUCCCACAGCCUUCACAAAUUACAAUACCUCUUGAAGCAUUCCGCCAGUCUGGUCCCACCAAGAUACCUAAACCUAAAGGCUGCUGUUCCAAAACAGGAACAAAUACCAUCGCUGUGCCAGCUGAUAACAAAGGAAUUCCUCCUGCUCCGCUCAACUUCGGGAAAAACGUAUCCAACAACCUGAACAUGCUGGACAUCCCUGCAAACUCAUGAACGCCCAGGUUCAUGUGCAUUCUAUUUCUUUAUUUUAUCUUUGUUUAUUUACUGAAGAAAAUGCAAAGAACUUUUUUUAAUGCAUUUUCUCCCUUUUUGUCCCGCUGUCCUUUUUUUUUUUGCGCGUCCAAUUUUUACCCAGUUGCGUUAUGCUUCCUCUCUACUGGUGCUGACCCCCGCCCCACUUGAGGAGAGCGAACUGACACACGCCCCCUCUGACACGUGAGCAGUAGCCGACUGCAUCUUUUCACCUGUACGAGGCGAGUUCAUAUGCGGAUCAGCCUUGUGCACGGAGAGUAAUUGCAUCAGGUCCCUAUCCGGCUCCCUCCCUGUAUAAACAACAGCCAAACGUUGUUCAUAUAGCCGCCCAGCACAGCCGGAUGGCAGAGCUGAGAUUCACUACGAUGUAUUCGAAAACCCAGCUCCGGUGUGCUAGCGUGUUUUACCGCUGCGCCACCUGAGCGGCCAAAGAACUUUUAAAUUCAGUUCUUUUUCAUGGCUUAUUUAUUGUGCUUGUUUAAUGUCCAGAUGUUUUCUUUUGCUUUUGUAACUGGUCGAUUGAUAUGAGAUGAAACAACAAUUGAAAACAAGCCACUGUGUUUCAUUAUGCAGUACUUUGUAGCACAAUGUCUAUGCGUCGAUAUGUUGUACAAUACACAAAUAACAGUCCUGAUUGGAACAUUUACAUAAUGAUGGUUAGCUAAAACUAUAUUUUUUAAUAUUAAAUUAAUUAAUUAAUCAAUAAAAUGUUUGUCAUCAUCAACUUAAGUGCUGUUUAUAACCUGAUAGUCGAAUUCACUUGCCUAGUAGUUCAUUAAUUACAUUUAACUUGAUUCCCAGGCAUUAUGCUUGAUAUGCACAACUGAUGUAGCAGAUGCACUGAUGUUAUUGUUGAAGAAAUUAUAUUUUUAAGUGCACCACUUUGUUUUUCAUAUAUAUUCAAAAAUAAAAAAAAGUGUA
Molecule: messenger RNA, 4507 nt
Organism: Trichomycterus rosablanca
Lineage: Eukaryota; Metazoa; Chordata; Actinopteri; Siluriformes; Trichomycteridae
Gene: filip1l
Product: filamin A interacting protein 1-like
Exons: 5
Coding region: 62-3547 (1161 amino acids)
Source: RefSeq, a predicted model, not a curated record